Caenorhabditis briggsae is the source of this 4740-nucleotide messenger RNA. The record is from RefSeq and is a predicted model, not a curated record. NCBI's taxonomy places the organism in Eukaryota, Metazoa, Nematoda, Chromadorea, Rhabditida, Rhabditidae. The transcript has 18 exons. Gene Ontology annotation, cellular component: cytoskeleton. Gene Ontology annotation, molecular function: protein binding. Bases 1 to 4740 code for a protein of 1579 amino acids.
AUGCCCGCACAAGAAGUUCAAAUCAGUAUUGCCGAAGUCAUCGAGGUCCGUGGUUAUGGUCUCAAUGCUCCAGAAUUAUUAUCAGUGGCUGUGUCAGCGUCGGAUAGGCUGCCACCAUGCCCGAAGGGAAACGUUUUCGACACUGAAAAUGUUUUUCUAAGCAGUAAAGGACAAAUUGAGAUCAAAACAGUUCCAACUUCUCGAGUCGAUCGAUCAUUUGUUCCACCAGAAUGGGCGAAAGGAGAAGAAGAUCCUCAGGCAGCGGCUGUUUAUUGCUUAGGAGCUGUUCUAAGGGCUGCUGGAGCCGAAGAAGCUGCCGAUGUGGAUCUCUUCUCACUUGUCAAUAUUCUAACUGUGGCGAUGACUGGAACACGACCAACUGCACACAGAAUGGGUCAGAUGGCUAGGAAUCAGCUACGUGGUAGAGAUCCAGCAUCAAUGCUAAUGUGUAUUUAUGAAGAGUUGAUGGGAGAUGAGGAAACGAAUCAGAUUGAUGUUGGAGACCUCGAUGACUUGGAUGAUGAUUUCCUUUCUACUAAUGGAAUGGAACGACAUGAUUCUGAAAUGACGGGUCAAGUAGUGUUCUCUGGAAACAACAACGUAAAACGGGCGGUAGAAUACUUUGAAGACGAUGGUCGAGAAGAUGCUCUAACAUCAACAUCUUCUGGAAACAGUACACAAAAAGAGUCAUCUCCGUUUACUGAUUUCGAUGAUAGUCCUCCAGCUCCUUCUCGAGUGAAUGGGGUAGGAGAAGUAAGACCAUAUUCGCCCAACCAUUUCCUAGAUUCUACACUCGGAGGCAUCGGAUCUCCUAUAUCACAAAGUACCAGGUUUGAUGAAACGUACAUUGAAGAAUAUUCAAUCGAAUUGGACACUUCGGGAAAAAACAGCACACAGCCUGGUCCAAAAUCUCCGUUCGAUGAUAACUUUGCUGAUACUCCUGAUCCAGUUGUCACACCAGCCAUCAAAGUACAAGAAGAAACCCGACCAGACGUGAAUCCGUUCGAUGAAGAGGAAGAAGAAGAAGACCCACGAUUUGGAGGAGGAACACUCUCGGGGAGAGAUCCGUUUGAUGAAGAUUCUGGAAACUCAAACAAAGUAGAUGUUCGAGAAAAACGAUUCCACAAAAAGGAGCAGUUGGUCCAUAGACUAUCCUCAUCAUCAGAAGAAAUCGUUGAAGCGUCUAUCCACGAAGACGAACCAAUUGUGAUGGCUCAGAUUCCAGAAGAAGAGAAACCAAAGCCGAAGCCAAUUCCAGCAUUCGAUAAUGCAUACGAUGCAGACUUUGAUAACUCUCCGCCUCUUCAUCACUAUUCUGCAGUUCCCAUGGAAACCGGUUUGUCGCCAUUGGAAGAAGCUCAAAGAGCACUGCGAGCGAAUCGAGCCAGGCAUAAGCCAUCAAAUGUUUCGAUGGCUGAAGAUGCUAAAGUAGCAACUAGACAACGAUACUCGAAUGCAUCAGAUUUUGGUGAAACGAAGAAGAUGAGAAAAGAAGAAGAAGGAGUUGAUGAAACUGAUGAAGCUACUGUACCUGCUCCUGUUAUUCCUGUUAUUCCAAUCUUGCGAAGAGAACAAUCCGCAGAUGAGGAACCGAAAUCUGUUCGACCUCCAAGGUAUCGGAAAUCGAGAGAAAUCGAAGAGCCGGUGGUUGUGGAGAAGCCAGCAAGAUUCCAAGAAGUAGAAGAGGAAACGGAAGAGAAAGAAGAUAUUGAUGCUAUUUUCGAGACAUAUAGAAAGGAAUCUGGACCGAUUGAAGCGAAAUCACCAACUCCAAUUCUCACUGCGGACGAGUACAAAGAACCAGCGAAGCAAGCUAUUUUAAUUCGAUUUCGAGUACACACCCCUAUGCCCAGUGACACCCUCAAACUAGCUCAUCAUCUUCUUGCGUUGCCUGCUCCCGUCGUUGUCGCUCAUGAAUCUCCGAUUUUGAAGCGAAGAAACUCGUUACUUCCGUCACGUAUCAGUGGAAGACAGUCGACCAGAAGGAGUGUAACGAGUGUGAGAAGUAUGCGAGGAAAACGGAAGACUCGUGCUAUUCCGGAAUUCUUCGAUUUGACACGUCACCAGAAUAUUAGGCUUCGAGCACCAAUGUCUAAGAAGAAGCGCCUCAGCCUUCAUAGAGUCGAGGACACUGAAGUGGUCGUGGAGCUCUUGAACGGACAGAAAGUAGAAGUGGCGUGUCGAUCUGACGUCAUCUCUCGGGAUGUAUUCUCGCUGAUUGUGCAGAAUAUGAACAUCAAUGAGCACGUCUUCUUCGGACUCUCUUUCCUCAGAGACGGAGAACACUAUUUCAUCGAAGAUCAUCAGCGACUUGAGAAGUUUGCUCCUUCUGGAUGGAAAAGUGUGGCUCGAGUUGGUGUGAAAGUUCCAUAUGUCUUGCAUCUUCGUUUCAAAUUUUAUCCUCAAAUCCUAGACUUUAUAAAAACUGACGUGACGAUGAACGAACUGUAUCUACAAUGUAGAAGAGAUGUACUCGAAGAGAGAAUUCAACCGAAACGAGACGCAGCAUUUGAAUUAGCAGCUCUUGCUCUUCAAGCUGAAUUUGGAAAUCGCCCUCCACCUGUGAUCACUGACUAUUUCGACAUUCAACAUUAUCUUCCCAAAAAGUACUCCUCGUUUGAAGAUCAGACAAGACUUAAGAACAUUCUUGCCGAGUUACACGGACACUAUGCAGGAACACGGAUCUCUGAAGCUAAGCACAAAUACAUUCAAAUCUGUCAACGACAUGCCGACUUUGGUGCACAUAUUCAUCGCGUAUUCCGAACAAAACCCACAUCGUCACAUGGUGCUUCUCCAUUUGACCCAGACACUGGAUCCACCCUCUGGAUUGGAAUUAUGCCACGUGGAAUCUCGAUCUAUGAGCAACAGGGUGGAGCUCGUGAGGUGAUCGCUGAGCACAUUUGGCCUCAAACACAGACUCUUCAAUUCGAUAAGAAACGAUUUGUGAUCGUGGCAGUUGGAUCUCAUGAUCAACAAAUUGAGAGUACUUUCUAUACGGACCACCACUCGAAAUCCUCCUACUUUGUGCGAUUUGCUGCUUCUCAACAUCGUUGGAUGAUGAAAAUGCGUCAAUGGAAGAGCACUCUCCGGCAUGAGAACACCAUCUCUUCGAUGCCAGAUGUGAUUGUUGAAGGACAAGUGGUUCCUCCUGCACCCAUCCGUCAAUCUCUACAAGAGUCGCCACCUGCAACACCUCUUUUGGAUUCUGCUGAUAAACUUUUCACGAAGAUUUCAACUAUCGAAAAGCCUGUUGCUCGUCCUGCUGAGAUGCCACCUCCGGCUCCAACGAACCUUGCAGCUCAAUAUGACACUGUUGAUGAAGGAAUUGUGUGUGACUCUCAAGCGGAAAACUUCGAACGUGUGAGUCCAAACACCAACGGCAACGUCACCCCAAGAGCCAUGCAGUUCGAUGUUCUGCUCACCAAAGAUCCAGCAAAUGGACUAGGGCUGACUCUAGUCGAUGGAAAUCUAAAUGGAGUACCAGGAGUCUAUGUGAAACUUGUAGCUGAUAAUGGUGCUGGAAUGAAAGCAGGAGUCUGCGUCGGCGACCGGAUUGUCCAGGUGGGAACGGAAUCCAUGGAAGGACAAGACCGGCUGUAUGCGGUUGAAUUGGUUAAGCAAUGCGGAAAUCUAGUUCCAAUGACCAUUGCUCGUCUGGAUGGUCUUAUCCGGCAUCAGAAAGAUGUAUCUGCAGAAAUGCUCGCUUCUGCUGCUCGCAAGAAGUCCUUCACUUCAUCAUCUGGCGACUUAUUGAAUGCUCCAAAAAAUGGAAGUGGACAGUCGAGAACACCACCAGCGCCACGAAGAGCUGCUAACCGACGACAGAGAGCAGUCAGUGACUUUGGGGCAAUUGGAGAUGCUCUACCAACUCUUGAUGGUGAUAAUCUUAUCAACAUCAAAGCUAUUUCUGGUUUACAUCUGGACGAAUCAGAUGAAGAGAAGGGAGAGUAUCGGCUACCAACUACUUCCAUGUAUGCCUUCGAUCGGGACGACGACUUGCAACAAUCGAUUAAGGAAACGAAGAAGCCAAUUCCUGAGCCAAAAACUGGAGAACUACGCAAGUACCGCUAUGCCAGACGCUCGAAUCUGGAAAUCGCUGAAGAAAUCGAAGAAGAACCUGCUGACUCAUCCGAUGACGAUGGACAAAUUGACGAUUCAAAACGGGUCAUUGAUGUGAGAAACAUUGUCGAAUUGGAACGAAAUGAGAAUGGUUCUCUUGGUGUUCAGAUUGCUUCACUCGGUGGACGUGUUUGCAUCAAACAACUCACGUCUGAACCAGCUAUCUCCCAUCCAGACAUUCGCGUCGGAGAUGUACUUCUCUAUGUCAACGGAAUCGCAGUCGAAGGAAAAGUGCACCAAGAAGUGGUUGCAAUGCUGAGAGGAGGUGGUGAUCGAGUUGUUCUUGGAGUUCAAAGACCACCACCAGCUUACUCGGAUAGUGUCCACUCAUCUUCGGCGGCUUCUGCUCCACUGAUAUCUGUGAUGCUCCAGAAAAAGCCAAUGGGUACUCUUGGUCUCUCGUUAGCUAAGCGAACGAUGAGCGACGGAAUUUUCAUCAGAAACAUUGCUCAAGACUCUGCAGCUGCCUACGAAGGAAACCUUCGUGUUGGUGAUCGUCUUGUCUCACUCGACGGCGAACCAGUCGAUGGAUUCACUCCGGCGACUAUUCUGGAAAAACUGAAACUGGUACAAGGACCGGUUCAAAUUACAGUAACAAGAGACUCCGCUUCCGAUCGUUAA